Leptopilina heterotoma is the source of this 524-nucleotide messenger RNA. It is a transcript of the gene lin-52, whose product is annotated as protein lin-52 homolog. Lineage: Eukaryota; Metazoa; Arthropoda; Insecta; Hymenoptera; Figitidae. The record is from RefSeq and is a predicted model, not a curated record. The coding region runs from base 111 to 455 and encodes 114 amino acids. Gene Ontology annotation, biological process: regulation of DNA-templated transcription. The transcript has 4 exons. Gene Ontology annotation, cellular component: DRM complex.
GAACAUAGUGAAAAGGACGCUUUCCCGCUCAUGUAAUUAGAUUACUGAGUUUGGUAGUUUUAUUUAGUUGUUUAUUUAUUUUGAAAAUAAAUUUUGAUUAAUCAACAAGAAUGGCAAGUGACGAAUCAGACCAGGCCGAUUCGGAAUUGACUAUCGUGGAGGAGAGUCUAAUGAGCUUGGAGAAACUCGAUCGUGCAUCACCAGAUCUUUGGCCAGAACAAAUUCCAGGUGUAAAUGAGUACGUUGCUCAAAACUCGCCUCAAACUGAACAGCCUUAUUGGACUUCCUCACUGACAGCGAGUGAAAUUAAUCAAUUACAUCAAUUGGGAAACUUAACAAUGGAUCUACUUAUAAAGGAAGUUAAAAAACUUCACGAUUUAGCUUACGAGCUUGGAGUUGAAGAAGCUAGGGAAAUGACGCGCGGUAAAUAUUUGAAUAUUUUUAAGCACAAAUAACAUUUAAGAAACUAAAUUUGUAAAAAAAAUCGUAUUUUUAUUAAAUAUAUCUGUUAAAUAUAAUCUAAA